Messenger RNA from Closterium sp. NIES-67, 571 nucleotides. NCBI's taxonomy places the organism in Eukaryota, Viridiplantae, Streptophyta, Zygnematophyceae, Desmidiales, Closteriaceae. The record is from the annotation of a GenBank genome assembly.
CAAUUCCUAUGACACAUGCCUCUUCCUAUCCCAGAACAACUAUGGCAAGUGGUUAGCCUGGAUUUCAUCACCGGGUUACCAACUACCACUAGCGAUCAUGACGCAAUCCUCGUUGUCAUCGACAAACUCUCCAAAAUGGGACACUUCAUCCCGACACACACGACAGCACGCACCGAAGAAGCAGCACAACUAUUCGUUCGGUACAUCAUCUCUCAGCAUGGCAUUCCAACCACACUCAUCUCCGACCAAGGCCCCAAGUUCACCAGCAAGUCCGGGAAGGAAAUGAUGUCUCUGCUCGGGACCAAACUCUCCAUGUCAUCCGCCUACCAUCCGCAGACAGAUGGACAGACCGAGCGCCUCAACCAAAUUGUAGAGCAACUUUUCCGCGCAGCAUGCAAGGACGAAAUCUCUCAAUGGGACUUGCAUAUGCCCGUCCUGGAGUUUGCCUAUAACAAUGCCACUCACACCGCUAUUGGACAGGCACCGUUCUUCCUUAGCUACGGACGCCACCUGCUCACGCCACAAAAACCGACAGCAUCAGCUACAUGAACUUCGUCUGGUGCACUACAUC